This is a messenger RNA of Prorocentrum cordatum, 552 nucleotides long. The record is from the annotation of a GenBank genome assembly. Lineage: Eukaryota; Dinophyceae; Prorocentrales; Prorocentraceae.
AUGCGUCCCCCCCGAGCCUGCGUAUGCCCUCCCCGACGUUGCCCCGGAGCCUUCGCGCCGGUCGAGGCGCCUGACGGUGCCGUCGUCGCCACACGACAGGACUGUGGAGUCGUCGCCCGCGUCGACCACCAGGCGCUGCGCGGCGCCCGCGUGGAGGGACCACGCCUGGGUCACCCGCUCGGCGCGGGCGUCCACCAGGCACACGCUGCCGUCCAUGGGAGCAGGACGCGAGCAGCUCUGGCGCGAGGAACUUGCAGCAGAAUAUGUUGCCCUGCCUGGUGGGCAGUGCGCAGGCGGGCGGCGAGCUGGAGUUCAGAAGAGUGGUCCCAAAGGCAGAGGUGCGCGUCGUCGCUGCCGGAGCAGAGCACCGAGCCGUCGCUGCGCCAGGCCACGGCGUUGACGCAACCCUCCCUCGUGGCCCUCCAGGGCGCGGUCGACCUGGAGCCUCGGGCAACACCAGGCCUCGAGGCCGCGCCGCGCCUGGGCGCGCCGGCAGCGCCUCCCGCGGGCCUGGAGGGGCAACGACACCGAGUCUUACGCACGAUGGCAUAG